GGGUUCGUUCGCCCGCCUGCACCAAACGAAACGGCCAUUACUCGCCCACUUCUGACUCGACCAUGGCGGCCGCUGCUUCCGGCGUGGCGUCCCCCUCCAACCUCCGCCUCCCCUCCUCCCUCUCUUGCCGCCUCCCCUCUCACCCCUUUACGCAGAUUGUCACCGUCCGUUUCCUCUCCCCCGUCCCUCCUCCCCGCUGCCUCCGAAUCUCCGCCCGUCGCCCCCUGACCGUCCGAUCCGGCGGAGGUGGAGGCGUCGGAGGAGGUGAUGGUGGAGGCGGAGGUGGAGGCGGCGGUGGUGGUGAAGGGGGGGAGGAUGGGGACUCGGGCCGGAAGAACCGUUCGGAGGCGCUGCUCGUGCUGGCGGAAGCCGGCCGGACGUUGGAGAGCCUCCCUAACGAUUUGGCGGCCUCGAUCGAAUCCGGGCGGAUCCCUGGGUCAAUCGUGCAGCGAUUCUUUGAUCUUGAGAAGUCGCCGGUCUUCCGAUGGCUGCUCCAGUUCGGAGGGUUCAAGGAGCGGCUUCUGGCCGACGACCUCUUCUUGGCCAAGGUCGCCAUGGAGUGUGGCGUUGGUAUCUUCACCAAGACGGCUGCAGAGUGGGAACGUCGGAGAGAGAAUUUUAUCAAGGAAUUAGAUUUUGUUAUUGCGGAUGUGGUAAUGGCCAUUGUUGCUGAUUUCAUGCUCGUGUGGCUUCCUGCUCCAACGGUCUCUCUACGACCACCUCUUCAAUUCAAUGCUGGACCCAUUGCGAAGUUCUUCUAUAGCUGUCCCGAUAAUGCUUUUCAGGUUGCUUUGGCUGGAACAUCAUACUCAUUAUUGCAGAGAGUUGGUGCCAUUGUGAGAAAUGGAUCAAAGCUUUUUGUUGUUGGGACUAGUGCAUCUCUGAUUGGAACUGGUAUAACUAAUGCCUUGAUCAAAACGAGGAAGGCAGUUGACAAGGAAUUUGCUGGCGAAGCAGAGGAUGUGCCCAUAGUGUCAACUAGUGUUGCCUAUGGUGUUUACAUGGCUGUUUCAAGCAACCUUAGGUAUCAAGUAUUGGCGGGUGUCAUAGAACAACGUAUUUUGGAGCCUUUGCUGCACAACCAGAAACUAUUACUAAGUGCGUCGUGCUUUGCAGUUCGUACAGGAAACACAUUUUUGGGAUCCCUGCUGUGGGUUGACUACGCUCGCUGGGUGGGUGUCCAAAAGAUUCGCGAAUAAUGUGCCAGUUCAAAGCCAUUGCACUUUCUCUUAUACAUUUGCAUCACAUGCUGAAAGCUCAGUUGGAGAGAUUGUUAUGGCUACAGGGCCAUCUUAUCGGGUUGUACCUCCUGAUCAGUGUGACAGAUGACUUUGGCUGGCCAAGUUUAAUUCUUGAACUGUUUGCCAUGACUUUGUUUAUCCUUGUUAUACUGGAAAGUUUUGAUUUCCCAUCGUUUGCAUCAAAGUGGAAAACGAAUAAGCUGAACUAUUUGAAGUUAUUUUUCAUGGUUAUACUA
Molecule: messenger RNA, 1477 nt
Organism: Musa acuminata AAA Group (dessert banana)
Lineage: Eukaryota; Viridiplantae; Streptophyta; Magnoliopsida; Zingiberales; Musaceae
Product: protein RETICULATA-RELATED 4, chloroplastic-like
Exons: 8
Coding region: 63-1199 (378 amino acids)
Source: RefSeq, a predicted model, not a curated record